AUGGAUAUUCCCUACAUGCACCACAACCAGCAUUCGCACAACUUUACUUUGAAAAUGCGUGCCAAAAUGCAACAGCUGCGCUAUCUGCACCAGGCCCAAAUGAACAGCAAAGACAAUGAAGUGUUUAAAGACUUGGAAGAGAAGUACGAAAAGGUUCGAAAAUUGUUGGAAGAAGAUGCAAAAAGAGACCCUGAAACUGAACCAUAUCGCUCGAAAUACCUAGCAAGUUCCCUUUUAAAAGAUAUGAAAUGCAUAUUGGACAAAGUAUUGGAUGAUGUAAAUGCGGAAUGUCAGGAUUAUUUGCGUUAUAAAGCAAUGCUCGGUGCUGUAAACCUUAAUUUAGGCAUAAUUGCAGUUGACACUGAGGAAUUAUCUACAGGAGAGGAACAUUUGACGAAUUGUGUUGACGGGCUUUCGGAGUACAGUACAAAACAAGAAUGUAUUAUUGUGACGUUAACAGCACUUAAUCAACUUGGAAUUUUGUGGUCUCAGCGUGAUGAUCCGAAGAAAUCACAGGCAUAUUUAGAAAAAGCAGAAGUUUUGUAUAAAACGUACAUCAAUUCAGAAAAUGCUCAUAAUAGUUCUUCUGAAUCUGAGAGUUCUCUAGAGCAAGUUCAUACCCUUACUUUAUAUUAUUUGGCCCAGAUAUAUAGUAGUUUAAAUGAUCAUGUAAAGGCUGCAGUUUACUGCCAUACAACUUUACGAAGACAACUGGAGAGCAAAAACUUUGAUCCCAUUGAUUGGGCAUUAAAUGCAGCUACAUUGUCUCAAUACUUUUUAGAGAAAAAUGGAUACAGCCAAGCAAGACAUCAUUUAGCUGCAGCUUCAUACAUACUUGACCAAUAUGAGAAUGAAGGAAAUCUGUCAGUGGGGACUGAGGAAGAGCAAGAAGCAAAAAAGGAACAAUAUCAUCACCGCUGUGCAGAUGUCUCACGGUGUUGGGCAAAAUAUAGUUUGACUCUUCUUGCUGCCUCUAAAGAACGUUUAAUGGCUGGGACUGAUGAAGACGGAUUGAGUAAUAACCUUGCUGAAAUGCAGGUUUCUGAAAACAGCCUUGCUUCACAACAAGAAGUAAGCGAGUUGUGGUUUAUUUCACUUGAACUUUCCACAUAUGAGGAAGGAGUAGACACAAGAUAUGCACUUGUAUUUGAAGAGGCCAGAGAGUUGUUCCGACAUUCUCGGAACUGGCUGUCAAAUGCUCAGACAUAUUAUACGAAGGAGAGCCAUGCUUCAGACUAUGUCCAGAUUGUACAGGAUAUGAGUCAGCUUUAUAAGAAUCUCAUUUUCUUUGAAGAUGAUAAAGAAAGGCAGUGUCGAAUGCAUAAACGGCGAAUUGUAUUGCUUGAGGACGUGUUAAAGGAAUUGAAUCCUCAGUAUUAUCUUCUUGUAUGUCGACAACUAUGGUUUGAGCUGGCUGAAACAUACUCUGACAUGUUAGAAAUUAAGCUAACAAGAGUUCAAGAGACAAAUGAUCAACAGCAGCAAAAUGCUAUUCAACGCAAGGUGCAUCAGUUGGCUGAGAAAAGUAUAGCAAAUUUCAAAACAUUUCUAGAAUCCUUGAAAGGCACACAUUCUAAGAAAAUACCAGAUCCUCUUGGUGAUGAUGUAAUGAGACCGGCUCUGAUUGCUCAUUUUUAUUUGGGUCGUUUGUAUGGUCAGUUACCUACACCUGAUGGAAAAACAUAUCACUCACUUCUUAAAAAUGAGUGA
This is a messenger RNA of Gryllus bimaculatus (two-spotted cricket), 1710 nucleotides long. The record is from the annotation of a GenBank genome assembly. Lineage: Eukaryota; Metazoa; Arthropoda; Insecta; Orthoptera; Gryllidae.